Molecule: messenger RNA, 681 nt
Organism: Rodentolepis nana
Lineage: Eukaryota; Metazoa; Platyhelminthes; Cestoda; Cyclophyllidea; Hymenolepididae
Source: the annotation of a GenBank genome assembly
AUGGAACUAAUUAAGAGAGAACAUUUGAGUCAAAACAAUCCACGGUGAUUGGGUAAGCUCCAAUGUCGCAUUUCUCAAGUUCUAAAAAAUUAAAUUGAUUUAAAUUAUUAUAUUUGUGAGAAAGCAAGCACCUCAUUUAUUUUUACAUUGAAAAUAAAGGAGAAACUAUUGUAAAUUCUAAAAUGCUCAAUCAAACCAUCUUGGUCAUUAAAAUUAACGAGACCAUCGUUUAAAAGAUGGAAAUGUUCCUAUAUUUUCGAGAUUUUUGAAGUCUUUCUUAAAUUAAAAACCUUAGUUAAUGAGAACAAAAUGUCCUUUGUUAAUUUCAUUGUUUCACAAGGAAAGUCCUUAAACUUGAAUUUAUUAAAUUCAAUUAGUUAUGUACUCCAAGAACAGCAAAAUUCGUCUUACACACUAACACGAAUAUAUACAAUUAAAUUAAACAUUUAAGUUCGAAAAAAACUAAUAUCUAAAAGCUAUUUAAGAAUACGAUUUCUCUUUGUUAUAUUUGGACUAAUAAUUUAAUUAAAAUUUAAAAAAAGCGAAAACUCUUACCAAUGCCAUAUUUGGAUUGGUAUUAGUUUAAGUAAAAUUCCUAAAAUGGCCCCUAAAAUACCAUUAUACAGGAAGAUGCCCAUUAACUGGUGUUUACUCAAAAUUUAUGCAAUCGAUGGCCGUUAA